This is a messenger RNA of Drosophila grimshawi, 451 nucleotides long. RefSeq names its product male-specific sperm protein Mst84Dd. The coding region runs from base 97 to 255 and encodes 52 amino acids. The record is from RefSeq and is a predicted model, not a curated record. The transcript is spliced from 2 exons. NCBI's taxonomy places the organism in Eukaryota, Metazoa, Arthropoda, Insecta, Diptera, Drosophilidae.
CCUUUCGGAACUCAAUUCUAUAUAUAUAUUUUUAGAAAUUUCGGCAGUAUUUUCUCCUUUUUUCGUGUAGCUUGAGCAAUCCCAUACCAAAUCAACAUGUUUGGAUACACGUGCUAUCCUGGUGCCUGCAUUGGACCUUGCGGUGGUUGCGCACCAAGUGGGUUUUAUGAUUGCUGCUUUGGACCAUACCAGGGACCCUUCAAUACGUGGUGCGGCCCCAGUGGUCCGGGAUUCUGGAGUGGACGAAUGUGUUAGUGGCCUCUCUUGCCAAUUCAGACAAGUAUGGGAUCUCAGUUGCAGACGAACUCUAGGAGAAGUGCUUUUAGCUACUUGUCACUAGUAGCUUUCAAAAUGAUGUUAAUAGAAAAUAGCUUUCUAGAUGCUUUUCACUAUACCUAAAAUAUGUUCCAUAAACUCAUUAAAAAUCAUCUAGUAUCUAUUUAAAACGAGA